Molecule: messenger RNA, 2058 nt
Organism: Trichosporon asahii var. asahii CBS 2479
Lineage: Eukaryota; Fungi; Basidiomycota; Tremellomycetes; Trichosporonales; Trichosporonaceae
Exons: 3
Coding region: 1-2058 (685 amino acids)
Biological process (GO): ubiquitin recycling; proteasome-mediated ubiquitin-dependent protein catabolic process
Cellular component (GO): nucleus; cytoplasm
Molecular function (GO): ubiquitin binding
Source: RefSeq, a predicted model, not a curated record
AUGGCCCAGUCUCCUCCAGGCUCGGCCUCAGGCUCUGCUGUCGGCUCAGCGACCGGCCCGGCGUCAUCAAGGAACGCCAGUGCACGACACCAGCAAUCUGCGAGACAUGCCCAACCGCGCACCCGGCGCGACUCACCAUCUUCCAGCCAGGUUGCCCCCGUCACCAUCCCAUCCCAGACGCUGAGCCCACCGACUCCGGCCCCCAGCCCGACUCCCACUGAACGUCGGUCCUACGCACCCCUCGACCUCGGCGACAAGGACUCGGUCCUGGACGAGGACGAGGAUGUUACUCUGGCUCCUCUGGACACCCUGGCGAUGCCUAAUGCCAGCAAGUUGAUGCGCCAGUUCCAGGCUCUGCCCAAGAGCGAGCGUUUCGCGUUCUUGAUCUCGCUGGUCGGCGACCUGCAGUUAAACGAGGCGCUUGUCGUCUCGUCCAAGAUCUCUCCGCGUCUGAAGCGAGACUUCCUUUCGGACCUGCCCGUCGAGCUCGCGUUACACUGCGUCAGCUUUAUCGACGACGCGCAGACUCUGACUCGCAUGGCCCGCGUGUGCAAGUACUGGAACGACCUGCUUCAAGACGAAUGCCUCUGGAAGGUCAUGCAUGAGCGCCAGGUCUAUCGUCCCAAGCUCCCGUCGGCAGGACCGAACCCUCCGCCCACCGCCGUCAAUGCAACCGAGACGCAGGCACCGACCAAGAGUUCCUCCAUGCGGGAUAACACGAGCCCCAUGUGGGGCCGCGCUGGCUCCAGCUCGCGUUCCGUCCAGCGUGCGCAGAGCUCCCGCGAGCGUUUCCGCGACGCGUACCUCACCGAGCACAACUGGCUCAAGGGCGGCAAGCAGCUCGCUAUGCACUCGAGCAUGGGUGACAGUGUUGUCACGAGCCUCGUCGUCAACGACGACUUUAUCAUCAUCGGCAUGGCCAACGCCAAGAUCCACGUAUUUGACGCUACAACUGGCUACUACUGCCGCUCUCUGCUCGGCCACGAGUUAGGUGUCUGGGCUAUCGUCCUGGUCACGCCUCGGGGCCGUAACAAGGGUCUGAGGAGGGCGGAGGAGAUUCAGCGGCGUGCGUCCUUCGCCGGUUCGACCAGCGGAUCCAGCUCGGUGCCUUACCGCCCCUCGUCUGCUGCCGGGGACCGGCGCCCUUCGCGUACUACACGUCGCAUGCGCUCGAGCGACGUCUGCGGCUCGGCUACGAGCUGGGGUGUCAAGCGCACCCUCGUCGUGUCCGGCGGCUGUGACAGGGAGGUGCGCGUUUGGGACCUCGCUGAAGGCAAAUGCCUCUACGCUCUUCGUGGCCACUCGAGCACUAUCCGUUGUCUCAAGGUGCUCGACGGCAGGCCCAUUGCCGUUUCCGGCAGUCGCGACUUCACGCUGCGCAUUUGGGACAUUGACCGCGGCCGCAUGCUGCGUGUCCUCGAGGGCCACGAGCAGAGCGUGCGUUGCAUCGAGGUUGCGGGCAACCAAGUGGUGUCCGGUUCUUACGACUUCACAUGUAGGCUCUGGGACAUUGACACUGGAGACUGCCUCCAGGUCUUCGAGGGCCACUACCACCAGAUCUACGCCGUCGCGUUUGACGGGGAGCGCGUCGUUUCUGGUUCAUUGGACUCGACCGUCCGUGUCUGGGACGCGGGGUCGGGAGAGUGCCUGGCGGUUCUGCCCGGCCACACCUCGCUCGUGGGACAGCUUCAGCUGUCCGGAGAUCGCCUCAUUACGGGAGGCUCGGACGGUCGUGUUAUCGUCUUCGACCUGACCGACUUCUCGACCGUGCACCGACUGUGCGCGCACGACAACUCUGUCACCUGCCUGCAGUUCGAUGACCGCUUCAUCGUCUCGGGCGGCAGCGACGGCCGCGUUAAGCUCUGGGACAUCCGUACCGGCACGUUCAUCCGCGAGCUUACACAGCCGUGCGAUGCCGUCUGGCGCGUCUGCUUCCGCGACGAUAAGUGCGCCAUCCUCUGCCAGCGCAACGGCCGCACCGUCCUCGAGGUGCUCGGCUUCAAGCCGCAGGACAUCGCCGCACGACCCAUGGUCAACGCCCGCGCGCCCGACUGGUAG